Messenger RNA from Protopolystoma xenopodis, 474 nucleotides. The record is from the annotation of a GenBank genome assembly. NCBI's taxonomy places the organism in Eukaryota, Metazoa, Platyhelminthes, Monogenea, Polystomatidea, Polystomatidae.
GCGGAAGUCGACAAUACGCUUAGUGAGUCUUCUCUACUGCGCAUGCGUCAGCUUGACUCUUGGUUACCCUCGGAACAGACUAAGCGAGCUUUGCUUGCACUGGCUUCUCGUGAUCCGAUUUCCACUAUUUCCGGCACUCCUAAUCCAUCAGGGCCUAUGCAGUCAACCUUGCCUGGCCUUUUGGCUACACCAAGCAUUGAUCUUCUUAGUGAUCCUUAUAAAACUCUCUUAGUUCAUUACCUACCUGGCAGGGAGGCCGCUGCUGAUGCAGUUAGGACUGUAUUAACUGCGGAGGAUGUCAGUCAGAAUGUAGAAGGCCUAAAGCAAUUGAUGCUAGGAGGUUGGUUUCGCAGCGCAUUAGAUUUGACUCAUAGGUUGCUGACAUUUUGUGGCCAUGGCGUGGGAAUGACAGGUCAGGCAUCUGCUCGCGUAACACCUUAUUCUGCUCAGGUUUUGUAUUUUUUUCCUCAUUAA